Molecule: messenger RNA, 513 nt
Organism: Hydra vulgaris (swiftwater hydra)
Lineage: Eukaryota; Metazoa; Cnidaria; Hydrozoa; Anthoathecata; Hydridae
Source: RefSeq, a predicted model, not a curated record
AAAAUUCACAAGUUUCAUUAUUUACAAAAUUACAAUGGCAAACACCGGAGUGAAAUUCUUUUUUAUUGCGAUCUCCGUUCUUGUUAUCGCAUCAAACGCAAUAGUUAUAAACUCUGAUUAUAAUAAAUAUUACAGACCUAGGUAUCAACCCGACGGCAGAAUUUUCUGCACAGGUAUGGACGUAACUAAGAAUUGUAUUUAUCGCUCUGACGGAAACUAUGCAAUAGAUAAUUAUCCUCGACCAGGAUAUGUAUCAUGUACUUCCCAAAAGGCAACAUGCAUGCCGUGUCCAUAUGGUCUUGUUUUUUGCCCAAAUGCUGGUGUUAAAAAAGAAGGAAUGUGUAUAGAACGCAGCAAACGAUGCUACCCAUACCCUCAUCGUAAUUAUUAUAACUAAUAUGUUGUAUAUUUUGUUCUUUACUCUUAAAAAAUUAUCUCCUUAAUAAAAAUUUUUUACUUCUUGACAACGAGCUCAAUUUUUUUGUUUUUGUUUUGCUAUGCAUUAUAUUUUGG